Molecule: messenger RNA, 2466 nt
Organism: Rosa chinensis
Lineage: Eukaryota; Viridiplantae; Streptophyta; Magnoliopsida; Rosales; Rosaceae
Product: polyadenylate-binding protein 7
Exons: 10
Coding region: 296-2203 (635 amino acids)
Cellular component (GO): ribonucleoprotein complex
Molecular function (GO): RNA binding
Source: RefSeq, a predicted model, not a curated record
CUUCCUCUCUGAAAUUCAUCAGAAUCAUCAGAGUGACUCCUCUCUCUCUCUCUCUCUCUCUCUCUCUCUCUUCCCUUCACUUUCUCUCUCUAAAAACCAAAAAGAAAAUCGCUUCUCUCUCUCUUCCAUUUCAGUGAUCAAGAUCAGUCCUAAUCGUCUCGGUUGAUCGCGUUUAACGGUGACGGAAACGGCGGUUUGAGGAAGAGGAGCCUUCCGGUGCCGGAUUACGGCGAGCAUUGCCUCCGUUGUUGUUGUUGUUGUUUGUGUGUGAAGAAUUUCGCGGAAGAUCGUCCCCAUGGCUGUACCGCAGACUCCGGCGACGGCGCUCGCCGUGAUGGCGUCUCUGUACGUCGGAGACCUCAGCCCCUACAUCACCGAGACCGAACUCUACGAGGCGUUCGAAAACGAGAAAAAGACCCUUGCGUCCGUUAGGGUGUGCAGGGACACCAACACCGGCCGGUCUCUCUGCUACGGCUACGCCAACUUUUCAAACACCGACGACGCAAUUCGAGCCAUUGAACUGAAGAAUAACUCUUUUCUGCAUGGAAGAGUGAUAAGGGUCAUGUGGUCUCAUCGUGAUCCUGAUGCCAGGAGAAGUGGAAUUGGGAAUGUGUUUGUCAAGAACUUGAGCGAAGGGAUUGAUAAUGUAGGGCUCCACGAUAUGUUUAGGAAAUUUGGAAAUGUUUUGUCUUGCAAAGUUGCCAUGUUUGAGGAUGGGAAGAGUAAAGGCUAUGGCUUUGUUCAGUUUGAGUCUGAGGAAUCAGCAAUUGCUGCUAUUGACAAGCUAAAUGGCUCUACAGUCGGAGACAAACAAUUGUAUGUCGCAAAGUUUGUUAGAAAGAGUGAUCGAGUUUUGCCCAAUCCUGAUGUGAAAUAUACAAAUUUGUAUGUGAAGAAUUUGGAUCUAAAUGUCAGGGAAGAGCUUCUGGAAGAAAAGUUCUCUGAGUUCGGGAAAAUUAUAAGCUUUGCAAUAGCAAGGGAUGAAAAUGGAAUUUCUAGAGGUUUUGGCUUUGUGAACUUUGAGAGCCCGGAUGAUGCUAGAAAAGCAUUGGAAUCUCUGAAUGGAACUCAACUUGGUUCCAAGGUUCUGUAUGUAGCGAGAGCACAGAAGAAGGCAGAGCGUGAACACAUUUUGCGUUGUCAGUUUGAGGAAAAACGGAAGGAGCAAAUGUUAAAAUUCAAGGGAUCAAACGUGUAUGUGAAGAACAUUGAUGAUGAUGUCACUGAUGAAGAGCUCAUAGACCACUUCAGUCAAUGUGGCACGAUUACUUCUGCAAAAAUUAUGAGAGAUGAGAAAGGAAUAAGCAAGGGCUUUGGUUUUGUUUGUUUCUCUACCCCCGAGGAGGGCAAUAAAGCUGUGAUUACAUUUCAUGGAUAUAUGUUUCAUCGGAAGCCAUUGUAUGUCGCUAUUGCUCAAAGGAAAGAAGAAAGACAAGCACAGCUGCAACUUCAGUAUGCACAGCGUAUGGCAGGAUUUGCUGGUCCUUCAACAGCUGUCAUCCCUGGUGGAUACCCUCCUAUCUACUAUCAGGCUCCAUCUGGUGUUGUUCCACCAGUGCCUCCUCGACCAGGGAUGAUGUAUCAGCCUUUGGGAUUGAGGCCAGGAUGGAGACCUAAUGGCUUUGCACCUACCUCUGGACCAGGUUAUCAACCACCACCUGUUCCUGUUAUGUCCAAUACUCCAAGGCAGCAUAGGCAAAACAGGGGCAGAAUGAAUGGGCAUAUGCUUCCUCAGGGAGGUCCAUUUAUUCCACAUUUGCAACAGUCAACUCACUCCUCGAAGGAGUCAAACAAUCAGCAGCGUUCGGGGCAGCCUAAGUAUGUUCCUAAUGGGCGUCAACGUGACAUGAAUAAAGGAUCAGGAGUCUCAUCUACUGCUUCCAAUUCUGUUGGAGGUGGGUCUCAGGGACCAGAGAUGCUGAGUAGUAUGCUUGCUGCUGCUUCUCCUGAGCAGCAGAAACAGAUACUUGGCGAGCGUCUCUUCCCACUAGUUCUUAAACACAAGCCGGAUCUUGCUUCAAAAAUUACCGGGAUGCUGCUGGAGAUGGACAACUCAGAACUGCUGCUUUUGUUGGAGUCUCCUGAGAGUUUGGCUGCCAAAGUGGGAGAAGCUGUUCAGGUCCUCAAGAUCUCCAAGACUAAAGUAUCUAGCAAAGAUUCCCUUCAUUCUAGUUACCUUUCUGCUGAGGUUGCAGUCAAUUGAAAGGGCAUCUACAUUUGUGUGCGGUUAGAGGUUUUGUCGCAGCUCAAGCUCUGGGAAAAUGAAUUUUUGAUACUUAAUUGGCACCUUCUCUAUCUUUUUUAGUAUUUUUCUUGCUUAAUAGAACAGUAACGUCUCUAGUCAAUCUGGUAUCUUAGUAGCAAUGAUAGAGGUGAUAAAUACAGGAUUUUGGAACCAUAUGUUUUCUUAAUUUUGGGAUUUUGAACUUAAUGGAUUUAAUAUUGGCAGACCUAAUAUUGUUUUAA